UUGUACAGUUAUACAUUAAAUUUCUAGUGUACCGUGUCAGUGAACAUAAUUAUUAUUACAUAUAUGUCUACUCAGAAUGUGAUCUUAAGAAUAAGAUAAUUUAGUAGUUAAUAUGAAAGCCAACAAACUCGGAACUUUUUCACUUUCAAGACAAUGUAUUAAGUUUGUGACUUAUCCCACACUGUCUCAUUCUCAGGAAGUAGCACGAGGUUACAACUUACAGUUACACUCAUUUGACUUGUCGUGCUGCUUAUAUAAAUAGCUCAGUAUAGGCACGUGAUUUGGUCAACAAAAAUGUCGAAAGUUACAGAAGGACCUGACGUGCUUCGGAUGUUAACCGAUUUCAUGUUUAAUUCUGUUACGAAUGUAACUAGUGACGUAGUAUCACCAACAACUCAUUCAGCAAUCGACAAAACUCAAUCGAUGGAAAAUUAUACAGAUUUUGAUUUUUUGCCACCCAAUUCUAUUGGAGUGUGUGCAAAUGGAUGGCUUCCUCCAAACCAUUUACUUUUCCAGUUGGCCAACACUUUCCUUUUCUUAUCUUACAUGGCACCAACAGGUAUUCAUGGGUUACUGUAUCUCAGAGCUACGUUGAUGUUGGCUUGUUUAUUUUUCAGUUUGUGGGCUUGGCUUAUAUUGUGUGCGUUUGAUACUUUUCUGUGGAAUGCGAUCUUUACUGUUCUUAAUUUGGUACAUGUAUGUAUCAUCCUUUACAUGCUCCGCCCUGUGAGGUUUACUCAUGAAAUUGAACUGUUGUACCAGGACCUUUUUAAACCACUCCAUACCUCUCGUCGUCAAUUUCAGAAAGCCUUAGCAUGCAUGAAAGAAAUACAGACAUUAAAAGCAAAGGAACCAUAUUGCUUGGAAAAUGUUACUCAUGUAGAUAGACUGUCUUUAGUUUUGUCUGGCAGGUUAAUUGUUUCCCAAGGAGGACAUCAGUUACAUAUAAUAGACAGUCACCAGUUUUUGGAUUCGCCUGAAUGGUUUGGUGUUACUAGUGAUGAUUGCUAUCAAGUUACUGUCACUGCUCUGGAAGAGAGUCGUUUGAUUGUGUGGCACAGAGACAAGCUGAAACUGUCCAUUUGUGGUGAUACAUUUCUCCAAGCUGUAUUUGACAACAUUCUAGGGAAGGAUGUUGUGAAGAAGUUGAUGCUGAUUACAGAGACUUCCAAUAAUGAAAUUUCACUUUGUGGAGGUGAAAAUCCCACUGAAACCAGCCGACUUUUGGUUCCGUCCAAGGAAAUUAGAACAGGAAUGGAUGUAGUUCUAAACAGGCAUCUAGACAGUCCUGGUGAGAUGAUUUUU
Molecule: messenger RNA, 1305 nt
Organism: Limulus polyphemus (Atlantic horseshoe crab)
Lineage: Eukaryota; Metazoa; Arthropoda; Merostomata; Xiphosura; Limulidae
Gene: bves
Product: popeye domain-containing protein 3-like
Exons: 3
Cellular component (GO): sarcolemma
Molecular function (GO): cAMP binding
Source: RefSeq, a predicted model, not a curated record